Jatropha curcas is the source of this 1723-nucleotide messenger RNA. Lineage: Eukaryota; Viridiplantae; Streptophyta; Magnoliopsida; Malpighiales; Euphorbiaceae. The record is from RefSeq and is a predicted model, not a curated record.
GAUAUAAGAUUACGAAAAGACCUCCACAAGUCAACACGAAGCAACCAUAGUCAAGAAAAGAAUAAAAGAAGCAACACCGACGGAAACGGUUCAGCCACCGGGAGACUCGAUCUCUCCCGUUCUCUGUCUAUUUCUAGGGUUCAAAAAGCUGAAAAUGGAACAAGAAACGGGCUUGUCAAAAUCGGUGGCAGUCGUAGCCUGUGCGUCCAUGACUUUCUUUUAUGUGGCAAUUCUCCAUGCUCCCACUUUGAUCUUACGGCUUCCUCCUCCUUCCUCUCUCAAGCAAUUUUUAAUCCGACGGUUCAUCUGCGCUGCCAUUUGUUCAAUAGUGUCCGUUAUUUUCUGUGCUCUUAUCCUUCCUAUAAGAAGAUUGGAAGCUUCUCUUUUGUUUGGCAUUUAUGGCAUCCGGUUGGACCAUAUUUGGCAAGCUGUGGCCUUUCCUCUUUCCUUGACUUCAUUAAUGUACGCUGGAUCUUUUUUGGACAAAUUGUUGAUGCUGGUGGAUUCAUGGAAGGAAGAUAUGAAUGAGGGUGGUGGAGGCUUUUCAUUUGAUAGUAUCAAACAUCUCCUGCAAAAUUUCGUUGUUUGGAUGUCUUCAACGGCUUCCAAUGUUAUGGCUUGGCGUAAUUUUGUGGUGGCUCCAUUAACAGAGGAAUUGGUGUUUAGAGCAUGUAUGAUAUCUUUACUUCUAUGUGGAGGAUUCAAGAUCUACAGUGUCAUUUUUCUCUGUCCUAUUCUUUUUAGCUUGGCACAUUUAAACCAUUGGAUGGAGAUCUAUGUUAGGCAUAACUACAGCAUGCUUAAGGCCUCCAUGGUUGUAGGUCUUCAACUUGGCUACACAGUAAUCUUUGGUUCAUAUGCUUCUUUUCUUUUCAUCCGAACAGGACAUCUUCUAGCUCCAUUAAGUGCUCAUAUAUUUUGCAAUUUUAUGGGAUUGCCUGUGCUGUUUGGAAGGAAGAAAGGGAUGGUGACUCUGGCAUUUGUAGCUGGAGUAGUAACUUUCAGUUGGCUUCUUUUUCCAGUUACGAGUCCUGAUUUGUACAAUGACCAAACAAAUAAUUGUAGAUGUUGGCAUGGGUAUUGUUCCUGGAAUUAAACCUGUGACAUCUUGAAGGUGAAGAGACACUACUAAUUUCAUGUGCUAUAUUUUUUGCGCUGCCAUGAUGUUUAUUAUGCUUAUUCCAUAGUUUUUAAGUUUGAGACUUUCGAUAUUUGCGAGAUUGAAACUGUCCCAAUUGGAUUAUCGCAGACAAAAACAUGACUUCUAUCAGUGACAGACUUUGAACAUGUAGUAUCAGAUUGUGUCAUUUUGCAGAUGAUGUUCUAUGGAAAAGGCAAAGAACCUGCUGUUGUAAGCCUGUAUCGUAGUAGUGUAUUUGCUUAGACUGAUUUUCUUUCCUUUUUUUUUUAAUUUAUUUUUUUUCUCCUGAUGAGCCACGUGGACUGUGUCUAACUGAUUGUUGGAAGUAACCUUAACCAAUAUCUGAAUAUGCUGUACUCAAGCACGCUGAAUCAUUCUACUCCAUUCUAUAGCAUGCCUUCACCAGCAUCGUUCACUGUGGCACGAGUUGGAUUUCAGUAAACGCGAGGUGAUAAGAAACUUUUUAGCCACUUUUUAACGUUCAUACGGAUUCAUCUUGGUUCGGGUUCUACCUGCUUUAAUUUUCUUAAAACAAAUUUAUGUAUAUUUUUUUUGUUUUUAAAUGUAUAUUUAUACAAUAAA